Messenger RNA from Bombina bombina (fire-bellied toad), 3740 nucleotides. Its product is annotated as solute carrier family 40 member 1-like. NCBI's taxonomy places the organism in Eukaryota, Metazoa, Chordata, Amphibia, Anura, Bombinatoridae. The transcript is spliced from 8 exons. Gene Ontology annotation, cellular component: basolateral plasma membrane. The coding region runs from base 340 to 2070 and encodes 576 amino acids. The record is from RefSeq and is a predicted model, not a curated record. Gene Ontology annotation, biological process: iron ion transmembrane transport. Gene Ontology annotation, molecular function: peptide hormone binding; iron ion transmembrane transporter activity.
CUGUUUCAAACGAAUCAGUUCAGUAUGGUGAACUGAUUCACACAGUUCACUGAAAAGAACCAGUUCAAAAGAACGAUUCGUUCAUGAAAUGGACAUCACUAUUCGUCCGGUGCUUGCGCCAGGGGAAAUAGGGUCUCAGCAUUCUGUUGCUCCCCUUUCUAUUGAAUUGUAUAAGGCUAUAGCUUUCCAACUUCAGCUACAGUGCUAGCUAAGUUUGGAAAGAAAGACAGACAGGAUUCGAUUUUGUUUUCCUUUUUUGAUCUGUAAAUUGGAUUCUAUAUAAAAUUAUAUAGGACUAAAAUUCUUAGUAAUAAUAAUAUUAAGGCUUCAGGAAUCAUCAUGGCAAAUUCCGAAGAGCAAAAAAGUAAAGGAUGUUGUGGAUCCUUUGUAAACUACUUUACAUCUGCCAAGUUUCUCAUGUACCUUGGACAUUCUCUCUCAACCUGGGGUGAUCGUAUGUGGCAUUUUGCAGUAUCUCUAUUUCUGGUUGAAUUGUAUGGGAACAGCUUACUGCUGACCGCAGUCUAUGGGCUAGUAGUGGCCGGCUCUGUCCUUCUGUUGGGAGCAAUUAUUGGAGACUGGGUGGACAAGAACCCAAGGUUGAAAGUGGCACAGACUUCACUGAUCGUACAGAAUGCCUCAGUCAUCGUCUGUGGUAUCCUCUUGAUGUUGGUUUUUCUGUUUAAGACACAACUUUUGAGCAUGUACCAAGGAUGGCUGCUGACUACUUGCUACAUUUUUGUCAUUAUGAUAGCAAACAUUGCUAAUCUGGGCGGCACAGCUACUGCCAUUACCAUCCAGAGGGACUGGAUUGUUGUGGUGGCGGGGGAAGACCGGAGCAAACUAGCAGACAUGAAUGCCACAGUAAGAAGAAUUGAUCAGUUGAACAAUAUUCUGGCACCAAUGGCUGUUGGGCAGAUAAUGACCUUUGGCUCGCCUGUCAUUGGCUGUGGAUUUAUAGCUGGUUGGAAUCUAGUGUCAAUGGGUGUAGAAUACUUGCUGUUGUGGAAAGUAUACCAGAAAACACCAGCACUGGCUAUGAAAUUUAUUAAGCAAGAUGAUGACCAAGAGCUGAAGCAGUUGAACAUCCAAGUUAUUGACACCUCCUCAAAUAACAAUGAGAAGCCACCAGAAGAUGCUUUUCCUAUGGGAGAUAAGGCUAUUGCUGUCAUAGAACCGCCUAAGGAGUCUAGCUGUGGAGAGAAGUUUUCAGAGCCAUUUCGCACUUUCAGGGAUGGAUGGAUUGCAUAUUACAACCAAUCUAUAUUUUGGGCCGGGAUGGGUCUUGCUUUUAUGUACAUGACCGUCCUUGGCUUUGAUUCUAUCACAACUGGAUAUGCCUACACACAAGGCCUUAGUGGUUCAGUUCUCAGUAUUCUGAUGGGAGCUUCUGCUAUUUCUGGUAUUAUGGGAACCGUGGCCUUCACCUGGCUAAGAAAGAAAUGUGGCUUGAUUCGUACAGGAUUCAUCUCAGGAAUAGCUCAACUGAGCAGCCUUAUUUUCUGCGUAGUCUCAGUCUUCAUGCCUGGAAGUCCAUUGGAUUUGACAGUUUCCCCAUUUGAUGAUAUUAGCACACGUUUCCUGGCAGGAGAACCUUUACCCACCAUGUCUCCUGAAGUGUACUUGACCACCAACAUGCAAAAUUUGACAGUUAACUCCACCUCACUAUUAAAUGAUUCUGAUGUUUCCACUUCUGUUCCUUUGAUAUCUGUCAGUUUUUUAUUUGCUGGGGUCAUCGCAGCCAAGGUUGGUCUUUGGUCGUUUGAUCUGACAAUUACGCAGCUCAUCCAAGAAAAUGUGAUUGAAUCGGAGAGAGGCAUUAUAAAUGGCGUUCAGAACUCUAUGAACUAUCUACUUGAUCUCCUGCAUUUUAUUAUGGUUAUCUUAGGUCCUAACCCAGAGGCCUUUGGUUUGCUUGUGAUUAUUUCUGUUUCCUUUGUUGCCAUUGGUCAUGUAAUGUAUUUUCGAUAUGCUUACACUCAUCUCGGAAAAAAACUCUUUGCUUGUUGUUCUCCUGAACACAAAACGGUGCCCACUGAGCCCCCACAUGGAGACUCCUCUGUUGUUUGAGUCUUACUUUUAGUUAUCAUUUAAUACUUUUAUGUUUUGCAAAAGUGUUUUGCUAGAGUUGUUACAAUGUACAAGAGUAAAACAAAAAGAGAAACCUUUGAAAAAUUUGCAAUUCAUAGAAUAGAUCAUCUGCAACCAUAAAAGCCACAGUUCUUACGAGAUCAUUGUUGCCCAUUUUAUGGAACAAUAGUUAUUCUAAUUAGAUUUUUUUCCAUUAUAUUGUUAAUCAAGUAAUGGAAAAUCAUGCUGCAUAGUCUUAAUUAUGGGUCUAUGAUCAAGGCUUGCAGAGUUCAAUUUAUUCGCAUAUAAAACAAAAAUUCUUGAACAUUGAAAAAAAGAGUGAUAUUGUUUGAUAACUAAUGUAACGGACACUAUUCUUUUCUGGAAAAAUAACAUGGGUUUAAAGCGUUCGACUGGAUCUAGACGUAGUCUUAAAGGUCAUAUGAUGCCAUUUGUUUUAAGUAGCAAUAGAUUCUGUGAUCAAGACUUGAUAAACAAUCAGAUAUUGAUAUCAGAUACCAAUUAGUGAUCCGAAAUAGUUUUAUUUAAAACAAAAAACAACAAACAAUUAGUAAUUGAGUAAGCCCAUAUAAUAAGGUUUCACAUAAAUGUAAUUCCAGUUUGUUUUGGGGUUAGUUCUCUAGGUAAGAUAAUUUUUUGUAUUAUUAAAAUAUUCAAAGCCUUAUCUAUUGUAGUGCUAAGUAUUAUGAUAGUUUCAAGUAGAAAAAAACUGUAUAAUGCAUGUACCAUGUAGAAGUGAAUGUAUUAAGCUAUAAUCAUGGCACAAAGACUGGUAAUCAUUUACCUUUAGAACAAUGAGACAUAUUUUUCAUUUCAUCGCCAAGACACAUGUUCAAAGUUGCUUGCUACAAUUUGGGACUUUAUUCCAGAUACUUGAGUUUGUGAAUUGUGCAUCAUGCACUGUAUUCCGAUUCAUUAAUAUAAAGCCAGAUAAAAUAAAGUAUUUUAACAGGAAAAGCAACAUAUGAUUAAUAGAUUUAAAAUAAAGCUUAAGAAAUAAACUGAAAACAAUUUAAACCUACACAUAUGAUCUAAUAAAAAUAUAUGCCAUAUAUAUAAAUAUAUUGUUACAUCUAUCGCGAGGUGCUAGCACCUUUAUAAAGUAACUUUUAUGACAAGCACUUGUACGUGCAGCCUCCUGGGUGAGUGAAUACACGGUGCUCACUUAUAAGCUCAGUUAUAGACAGAGGUAACAGCUAUGUACACACUGUUAAUCAGCUUUAUUUAUCUGGACUAUUUCAAAGAUUCUAGUCAUAUCUACCUGGUAAUGCUUUACAAAUUUCUGUAAUUAGUAGAUUUCAAACACGACAACAUAUUUAAAAAAAGAAAAAAGCUAAGGUCUAUUUUAUCUUGAACUGUUUGUACAGUUUUAUAUUACAGAAUGUUUAAUUUUACUUAAUGUCAGAAUAUACCCAGAACUUUAUAGGGGUGAAAAAGUCCAAUGCACAUGGAAAUAUCAGGACUACACACAAUUCUUUGAAAAUAAAAUUCUAUGCACUUUCUCUGGGUUAACUGCAGUAAUGAUUGUACAAGCACUUUUUUACUGGUAUACUUUCUAUAUAUUUGUAUGUUUUCUAUCCUGUGUGUUAUAAUACCAAAUAUUCUCAUCCUUUCUGUUUACAAUGUUUAAUAAAAAUCACAUGCCGUCA